Molecule: messenger RNA, 800 nt
Organism: Pongo pygmaeus (Bornean orangutan)
Lineage: Eukaryota; Metazoa; Chordata; Mammalia; Primates; Hominidae
Exons: 5
Coding region: 61-465 (134 amino acids)
Source: RefSeq, a predicted model, not a curated record
AUCUGUUGGAGUGAAAUCAUGGCAGUGUGAUUGUCAAACACCAACUUGCCUUGGGAGGGAAUGUGGGGAUGUGCACCGCUGGAAGCCGUGAGUUCUGAUAUGAGAAGAAUUUCUUCAGAAGGUAUCUUAAUGCAUAUGGGGAAACUGAGGCCCAGAUUGCACAUACAUGAGUUUUCCUGGAAAAUCCCAAGUCAAAGAAGCUGCACUGCAGGAAAUCAAUAUGGUGCAGGCCCCAGGCAAGGCAUCACAACUACACUUGCAAGAAACAAAUGCCUGCAAAAAUCAGGACAAGAUAAUUUUAAAGCUGUGCAAAACAGUUGUCAUAGCCUUCUCCAGCAUGUGUUCCUUCUAUAUUUCAGACAUGGCAUAGGAGACAUAGCAAUAACUAAGGGGCAACUAUCGCAUCCAGAAAAAAAAAAAAAUGAAAAUAAUGACUUCUCUGCAACUAAGAUGAAGAUCCACUGAACUUUGGGGUUUGAAAUGCAACGUUAGAACUUCAGACUCCUGGCACCUAGGUCUCCAGCUGCUGGGUGGUGCCAGCAUCAGAGAUACACUCUGCAAAACAUAUACUGUCUUAGGAAAAUGUGACCCUGUUGUCCUUUCAGGCCCAUAUUCCACAAGAAGACAAAUGGAGACUUAAAAGGAAAACUUCAGCUCCGAGUGAAGAGAGAGCAAGUUGUCUUUUCUGAUACAGCCAGGAAAUAAGAUGUUCUGGUUAAUAUGUGCUAAAGAUGUGCUGCUGACUUUCAGACUCAGAAUAUGAUCACAUGUAUUUCUCAUUAAAACUAUAUUGAAUGUUA